Messenger RNA from Corticium candelabrum, 1643 nucleotides. RefSeq lists its product as uncharacterized. NCBI's taxonomy places the organism in Eukaryota, Metazoa, Porifera, Homoscleromorpha, Homosclerophorida, Plakinidae. The transcript is spliced from 3 exons. The record is from RefSeq and is a predicted model, not a curated record. The coding region runs from base 32 to 1477 and encodes 481 amino acids.
GUAGCUACUCCAGAAAAGAUAUCUCCUCAACAUGACAACAUAUAGCAACUUGGUUGGUUACUUCACUGGCACUAGUUGGAUAAUCAGUCCAUACAGUAUUCCUUUUGUUGUCUACCAUACUGGCAUAGUCGCUGGUCUCCUCGCACUGCUUGUAAUUCUAGUAGCAACCUUGAUACCUGCAAUUUGGUUACUCGAAACCAUGUCCAGAGCGGAGGCGUUGGAGGCUAUCAAAAAGAGGAAAGCAACGGCGGACAAAGAAUACGGCCGUCUGAACCUGACGGAAGCCAUGUCCUUAUGCAAGAUAAGAACUGGGAGAAAGUUUGAGAUGCAGGAGCUGUGUACGUUGUUUAUUGGAAAGCCGGCCGGUAUUGUGUGUACUGCCUUUGUCAUGAUUUAUCUCUGUAACUGGACAACUAUCGCUAUUUCUGCUACUGCUAUUGCCACUAUUGUUCCUGGCAGUGAUCAUGGCACAUUUCUAGGACGUUGUACCGAGGAAGACUUUCACUUCCACGUACAUCCUGUGGGCACCUGCUGGAACACAUAUGUAUUGUCAGUACUGGUAGUUGGAGUAAUUGGUAUUGUUAUUUCUCUUACCAAGCUUCCCGAGAUGAGGAUACUUCAGACAGUAAUAGGAAUUCUUCGCUUUGCCACGUUUGGAGCUAUGAUGAUAUACAGUGUAGUGACAACUGUAGAAGGCGAAGAUGAAAAAGAAGCUGGAACAGCUCGAUGGUUUCAAUUUUCUUUCAACGGACUUACGGCUGCCAUUCCAACCAUAGUUUACGCACUUAUUACUGUUGUUGCAUUACCAUCAAUCACAGGCCCUGUUGCUAACAAAAAUGGACUGAUUAAAAUGUGGAUGGGAAUAAUCAUCACAGCAUCAAGUUUUUGUGGCAUUCUAGGUCUUACUGUUGCAAUUCGUUUUAAACAUCAUGUAAAUGAAAUCGCAUCCCUCAAUUGGCAGUACUUUUGUGAAAGUGCUGUCAUAUUGGAUUGUGCUUUAUCCAUCACUGGAGCAGUCCAUUCAAUAUGGAAUGGGUUCUAUUUUUUGGCAAACACAAUGGAAUCUCAGCUGUUUGGUGGUAACAGGCAAUUUUCUAGACUUGACCAAUCUUUUCAUCGAUUUCUUUGGGCAAUUAUCCGUCUUAUUCCAUCUAUUUUUGUGAGUAAUUUGGUGACUGAAUUCAAGUAUUUGGGUCUUGUCUUGUUCUUCUUGAUCUACUUUAUACCGGGUUUGCUACAGUAUCUUUCAAGAAAGAGAUGGAUGGCUGAGAUUAAAACAGUUACUGCAAAUACACUGAUCGAUCUUCAACAAGAAGAUUCAACCGAGUCAACUGCUUUGAUUGGUGAUAACGUGGCCAUUAUAAAUGAUACUCCUUACAGUGGAUGGUAUAGUCAGCCAGAAGUUGUUGUAGUGGUGCAGUUGGUUGCCUUUCUUGCUUUCGUUCUGACCGUGACAGGUCUUGCUAUGUCUGGCUAGCUGAUGUCAGUGAUUGUUAGCUAGCUGUCCACAUGUUUUGAUUUUUUAAUAACUUUUAGGUUGAUGGACCAACUACUGGUAGACAGGUUAUAAACACUUAUUGCACUUUAACAAUGUAUUCUAUCAUAGUAUUUAUCAUAGUAAUUAUUCUAAUACAAGUAUUUAA